GCUGCUUUUUUCAUAAAGAAGGCGCGAGAUUAAAAGCCAUCAUGGCGCUCUCCGUGAAAGAUUUGGCAUCUUUGCUAGUGGUACUGUCAGAGGAUGCAACACAAACUCAAAAUUUUGAAACCCUUGCCACAAGUCUUCAUCACUACUUUGAGAAAAAAGAUUUUUUCAAAGUGGGAUCAGCAAUUGUGCUGUUAUUGCAAAAUCAAGACUUGCUCCCCCAUCCGACUCAGAAGCUUGCUGCCAUCUUUUUGCUGUAUGAGAUGUAUCGUACAGAGCCUGUGUCUGUCAAUCCAUUUGCAUCUGUUUUUGUUCAUCUUUUGAACCCACCAACACUGGCUGCAGAGAAGGGUGACAAAGGACAAGUAGAGCUGCACUGGGCAAUCCCACCCAUAUCACCUGCAGAGAAGUAUUUCCUUUCACAGCUCAUCUCCAGUCCCAGCAAAGAGCUUUUUAAAAAAACAUGUACCCAGGUCUUGCAGAUGGAAGUUAGCAAUAUGCAGUCAUAUGAUGUUAGUGGUCUACAACUUGCUUUGGCUGAGCGUCACUCAGAAAUGCCUUUCACAAGUCGUGCUGCCAUGCCUUGUAUUGUUCCUGAUCGUGACAAGAAGCCCACAAGCUUUGAACAGUUUGGCAAGCCCAAUGCUAUCAAUCCAGAUGUCCAGCGACAAACAAUAGAAGCAUUGCUGUCAAGUAGCAAUUCACCAGUGGAGCAUAGCCUGCGUCCUGAAUUUAUUCGACUUGCACCACCUUUACACAUUGCAGAGGAUGAGUUAGUGUGGAUGAUCCCAACUGACAGUGAACACAAGGUCAUCUGGGACCCUGCUGUUUGUGCUAACAGUUCUGCAGGUGCUGAAGUACGACGACUUCUGGUCAAAGCCACAAAAGGUCCAUUAACAUUACAGCAGCAGCAGCAAAUCCUAAAGCAGUUGGAAAAUGACCCAAAACUUAUUUAUCAUGUUGGUCUCAGCCCACAGAAGCUGCCAGAUUUGGUAGAAAACAAUCCACUGGUGGCAAUCGAAGCUUUAUUGAAGUUGAUGACAUCUAAUCAGAUCACAGAGUAUUUCCAAGUAUUAGUCAACAUGGAGAUGUCUUUACAUUCCAUGGAAGUUGUCAACCGUCUCACCACUCAAGUAGAUUUACCUCCUGAAUUUAUUCACCUAUACAUCUCCAACUGCAUAUCAACUUGUGAAACCAUAAAAGAUCGUUACAUGCAGAAUCGCCUGGUGCGAUUGGUGUGCGUCUUCCUUCAGUCGCUUAUACGCAACAAGACUAUUGAUGUUCGGGACAUCUUCAUCGAAGUGCAAGCAUUCUGCAUUGAGUUCAGUCGCAUACGAGAGGCUGCUGCUUUGUUUCGUCUUUUGAAAUCUCUGGAUAGUGCUGAUGCACAACCAGCACCGACAGCAAGCAGAUAGCAGAUUACUAAUGCUGCUCUUUCUUUGAAGCAGAAUACAGAGAUGAUUAGAAUGAAAGAGACUGUAACAACAGCAUUAUAAACCUGAGAAUUCAAGUUCCAAACAAAUUUAAUUGUCCUGUCUUAAUCAGUGGGUGGUGGCUGUGUAAGAUUUUAAGACCCUCUUGUUGCAGAAGGAAGGCAGGCAGGAAUAUUGUGUGUGUGGAUAAAUUCAGAAUUCUCUAUGAAUUAGACACAUUUUUUUGUGUUUGUAUAAGUGCUCAGUAUGUUUUGCGUGGAUGCUUGUCCGUGUGUUUUAUGAUACAGGAAGAUCUGAAAAAGAAUGCUUGUUUCUGAAAGUAUGCAUUUGUGAUGACUGAUGUUUAAAACAUUAGAAAAUCAUUAAAAGAUUAUUUACCUAA
Molecule: messenger RNA, 1812 nt
Organism: Pomacea canaliculata
Lineage: Eukaryota; Metazoa; Mollusca; Gastropoda; Architaenioglossa; Ampullariidae
Product: CCR4-NOT transcription complex subunit 11-like
Exons: 12
Coding region: 42-1412 (456 amino acids)
Biological process (GO): mRNA catabolic process; negative regulation of translation
Cellular component (GO): CCR4-NOT complex
Source: RefSeq, a predicted model, not a curated record